CUGCGUUGCUCGGCAAGUCUCGCCUGUGAGCUUACGAAGUCCGGACUAGCGGAGUAUUGAGAGACGGCCUCAGUUUUCUUUGUGCGCCAUCAUCUGCAGAGUGACGGAUCUGUCUGAGAGCUGUCGGUGGUUCGGUGAGGAUCAGCUGUAACUUUUUAUGGUCAAGAUGUUGAUGAUCGUGCUGCUCUUACACGGUGUGUGUGUGCUGCUGCUGGCUGCACCGACGGUUUCUGCAGUGUCUCUGUCUGUCAGUCCAAACCUUCAGCAGGUCUUCAGAGGAUCUUCUUCAGUGUAUCUGAGUUGUGUUGAUGAUGGACAGACAGCUGAUGGAUGGACAGUGAAGAGGACCAGAGGAGGACUCACUGAGGACUGUGGAGCAGCUCCAGGCUUUGGGAGGCUUCUUGGUUCCUACUGUGUUGUGGAUCUUUCUGCUCCCAGUGAAACUUUCUGGUGUGAGGACUCCUCUGGACAGCAGAGUGACAGAGUCUCCUUCAGUGUCCAAUCAGACACUACAGAUAGAGCUGUCAUCCUGGAGAUCCAUGCACUUCCUGUGAGGACAGGAAGUGAUGUCAUUCUGCGCUGCAGACAGAGGAAUGGUGCCACAGUCGCAGCUUAUUUCUUCAUCAAAGGAAGUUCUGUUGGUCCUAAACCAGAGCACAUCAUCACUAACAUCACGCAGGCUGAUGAAGGUCUCUACUCAUGUUCUACUGAACAGGGUGGAAAGUCUCCUCAGAGCUCUCUGAGGGUCAGAGAUUCUCCUACCAUCAUUCAUCCUCCUCCUCCUCACUGUCCUCCUCCUCCAAGCACCUCCACAAACUUUGAUCCUCCUCUUUUGCUCGACAAAAAAGUGUCUCUGUCUGUCAGUCCAAACCUUCAGCAGGUCUUCAGAGGAUCUUCUUCAGUGUAUCUGAGUUGUGUUGAUGAUGGACAGACAGCUGAUGGAUGGACAGUGAAGAGGACCAGAGGAGGACUCACUGAGGACUGUGGAGCAGCUGCAGGCUUUGGGAGGCUUCUUGGUUCCUACUGUGUUGUGGAUCUUUCUGCUCCCAGUGAAACCUUCUGGUGUGAGGACUCCUCUGGACAGCAGAGUGACAGAGUCUCCUUCAGUGUCCAAUCAGACACUACAGAUGAAGGUGUCAUCCUGGAGAUCCCUGCACUUCCUGUGAGGACAGGAAGUGAUGUCAUUCUGCGCUGCAGACAGAGGAAUGGUGCCACAGUCAAAGCUUAUUUCUUCAUCAAAGGAAGUUCUGUUGGUCCUAAACCAAAGCACAUCAUCACUAACAUCACACAGGCUGAUGAAGGUCUCUACUCAUGUUCUACUAAUCAGGGUGGAAAAUCUCCUCAGAGCUCUCUGAGGUUCAGAGAUCCUCCUACCAUCAUCCAUCCUCCUCCUCCUCACUGUCCUCCUCCUCCAAGCACCUCCACAAACUUUGAUCCUCCUCUUUUGCUCGACAAAAAAGUGUCUCUGUCUGUCAGUCCAAACCUUCAGCAGUUCUUCAGAGGAUCUUCUUCAGUGGAUCUGAGUUGUGUUGGUGAUGGAGAGACAGUUGAUGGAUGGACAGUGAAGAGGACCAGAGGAGGACUCACUGAGGACUGUGGAGCAGCUCCAGGCUUUGGGAGGCUUCUUGGUUCCUACUGUGUUGUGGAGCUUUCUGCUCCCAGUGAAACCUUCUGGUGUGAGGACUCCUCUGGACAGCAGAGUGACAGAGUCUCCUUCAGUGUCCAGUCAGACACUACAGAUGAAGGUCUCAUCCUGGAGAUCCCUGCACUUCCUGUGAGGACAAGAAGUGAUGUCAUUCUGCGCUGCAGACAAAGGAAUGGUGCCACAGUCGCAGCUUAUUUCUCCAUCAAAGGAAGUUCUGUUGGUCAUAGUCUUAAACGAGAGCACAUCAUCACUAACACCACGCAGGCUGAUGAAGGUCUCUACUCGUGUUCUACUGAUCAGGGUGGAAAGUCUCCUCAGGGCUCUCUGAGGGUCAGAGAUCCUCCUACCAUCAUUCAUCCUCCUCCAAGUGCCUCCACAAACUUUGAUCCUCCUCUUUUGAAAAAAGAAACAGUCUGAGGAGGAGUAGCUGGUGAUGAAGAGCAGCCUGUGUGUAUAUACAGGAUAAAGUAUUUAGUGUGUAUUAAGAUGAAGAUGCAGCUUUGCUGUGGCCUUCCUCUGCCAACAGAUAACAGAUAACUAACCUCAGCCAGAUGUUCUGCAGCUGUUUCUCUAACAUUAGAAGUUUAUAAUGAUGAUGACCGCGAGCGUGUUUCUGCUGUUCUGAUGGAUCUCCACAGAGUGUCCUGACUCUGUGUCACAUGUGGGGUCAAAACGCUUCAUGUGGUUUAAAGGUCAAAGCUGGUGACUGUCAGGAAGCAUCAGACAAACAACAUGAAACACCCCCUCUGACCUCAGAGCUCCCUGAGGCCACACCCACACUUCCUGUCAGUCCCUGUGAUUGACAGCUGCCUCCAUCAGUAUCAUAUAUAUCCAUAUAAUCACCCUGACGCUAUGAUGUUGUGAUGUUGGUUUUUACUUAUUAACAUGAUGUCUCGUGUCUCUCUGUCACACAUACAGUAUUUAAUCAUUUUCUCA
Messenger RNA from Pelmatolapia mariae (spotted tilapia), 2581 nucleotides. RefSeq lists its product as uncharacterized. NCBI's taxonomy places the organism in Eukaryota, Metazoa, Chordata, Actinopteri, Cichliformes, Cichlidae. The transcript is spliced from 11 exons. The record is from RefSeq and is a predicted model, not a curated record. The coding region runs from base 158 to 2062 and encodes 634 amino acids.